ACAGUCAGUAGCCCCUCUGUCAUCACUCACCACUCACCACUCACCACUCACCGACAUGUCGCAGCUCUGUGUAUGUGUCGUCAUCACCAUCAUCGUGUCGUCAGUGACAACAUCCCCUCAACACAGGCCUCGUCCUCCACACACAUUCCGUCGUCCUGACUAUGGUCGCAUUGGUCUGUGUCCGUAUAUCAAACGUGUAGUGCCAGACAUUCAUGAGGCUCACAGACACCUCGGUAACAGUGGGGAGCCUCCCUCACUGUGUGGCAACCUGUGUACCAGCGACCACGAGUGUCCAGACGACCAGAAGUGCUGUCCCACACACUGCGGAUACACAUGCUACGACCCAGUCUUUAUUGCUGACUGAACAAAAUAAGAGAUGAAUCUGUAAAUAUUACUG
Messenger RNA from Macrosteles quadrilineatus (aster leafhopper), 397 nucleotides. RefSeq names its product porwaprin-c-like. Lineage: Eukaryota; Metazoa; Arthropoda; Insecta; Hemiptera; Cicadellidae. The transcript has 2 exons. Gene Ontology annotation, cellular component: extracellular region. The record is from RefSeq and is a predicted model, not a curated record. Gene Ontology annotation, molecular function: peptidase inhibitor activity. Bases 56 to 364 code for a protein of 102 amino acids.